CUGGAUGUGGAGCUCGGACUGUGGAGUGCAGAGAGAGGACCGUCCUUGGGCUUUUUACCCCCCCACCUCUCACUCUCUCUCUCUUUACGGGACUGCUCGGACUUCUUCUUCAUGCUGAAGUAAAAUGCAGCUCUAAUGAGAAGCCAUCAGCCUGUCGAUGAGUGAGGCCAGCGAAGAAACCUGAACAUCAACAGUCCACAUUAACAGUGGAAUAUUGGCAGAUACACAGGAGAGACCUGGAGACACACAUUUUCCACUAUGAACCGCGCCUUCAACAGGAAAAAAGAUAAAUCCUGGAUGCAUACCCCGGAGGCACUGGCCAAGCAUUACAUACCCUACAAUGCCAAGUUCCUUGGAAACACUGAAGUCGAAGCCCCGAAAGGCACAGAAGUUGUAAAGGAUGCAGUCAGAAAGCUAAAGUUUCAGAGGCAUAUCAAGAAGUCAGAGGGGCAAAAGACCCCUAAAGUGGAAUUGCAGAUUUCCAUUUAUGGUGUGAAGAUACUUGAUCCCAAGACAAAAGAUGUGCUGCAUAACUGUCAGUUACACAGAAUAUCCUUCUGUGCAGAUGACAAAACUGAUAAAAGGAUAUUCACUUUUAUCUGCAAAGACUCUGAGUCCAACAAACACCUCUGCUAUGUGUUUGACAGUGAAAAGUGUGCAGAAGAGAUCACUCUAACCAUCGGACAGGCCUUCGACUUGGCCUAUAAGAAGUUCCUGGAGUCUGGAGGCAAAGACGUGGAAACAAGGAAACAGAUUGGCACCCUACAGAAAAGAAUUCAAGAACUGGAAACAGAAAACUCUGAGCUGAAGCAACAACUUCAAGACCUUGAAGAACAGCUGAUGAUAGCUCACGUGCCACCACAGCUGCACAUUAACGCAGCUAAUGAAGCGUAUAUGCUGCAGAGGCCCUCCUCUCUCUUCUGGUGUCACAGCAUAACGUCGCUUUCCUGUCUGGAGAUCUCUUCUGUCACGCUCACACCUAUGAGCUCGCCGGAGUCCAACCUGUCCUCCGGCCUACUAACUCCUCCGCCUGCCAAACCUGCUCUUCUUCCUCCUAAGCCGACCGAGGGAUGCAGCAUCCCGCGGCCUCGCGCAGGAAGCAUCUCCAUGAAACUACAGUCUACAGAUGUUUUUGACAUGGUUCCCUUCUCACCUGUGACACCGCUGAUGCCCAGCAACGGCUGCCCACCUCCACCACCAACCACAUUGCCACCAGAUAUAAGGAAAGACCUGUUUGGUGCUGAGCCAUUUGAUCCAUUCACCUGUGGGGCAGCUGACUUCCCUCCAGAUAUUCAGUCAAAGCUGGAUGAGAUGCAGGAGGGGUUCAAAAUGGGACUAACCUUAGAGGGCGCCGUCUUCUCUCUGGAUCCACUAGACAGCCGCUGCUGAUGCCAAGAAGAUGCUCUUUGUCGCGUACUUUUAACUCGUUUGUAUGAAGAAGUGCCAAAAUCCACUCCACAGUUGAGUCGAGAUGUCACAGUUUUCAUCUUGAGGUUUAUAUGCAUUUGCAUUUAGAUUGGUUUUUCGAUAUUUCAAGGUAAACUCAGAUCCAUUAUAGAAAAGAACUAUUUUUGUAAAAAAGAGGAAAAAAAACUUAUGGAAGGAGUAGUUUUGAGUACCUUUGCUUGCACAGGUAAUGAGAGAUGUAAAUAGUUGAAAAUGUCCAAUGGUACACUCAGUGGCAGAAUUUUCAUAAGAGACAGUUUGUGUGUAUGCACCAUUUGACUUCUGUAUUAACACAUUCCUGUUUGUAUGCCAAACACAAGCCGGCCAGAAAAUAAAUGAUAUCUGUGUCAUUAACAUGAACUUACAGCCUGCCCAUAACAGCACAUAUUUUACUCAUUACACAUUAAUUCACACAUUAUGUUGUUAAUUAAUCCAUUAUGACAUGUUUUUUUUAUUUUGGCUUAGUGAUCUUUCUACCUAUUGUUUUUUGUUUUAAUUUGUUUUUUGCUAUUGAAUUGUAUUUUAAAUGUGUUUUUGCAUUUCACAAAUUUGACUUGCCAUCUCAGUAUUUACUUGUCAUAUUUUUACUUUAUCAUUUAGUCUCCUCUUUUCUUGCACCAGAAGGCACUUUUGUGUGUUAGUGGAUGGGGGGGACCUCUUUCAUACACAGUACUAUUCCAUUAUUUUACUUUCAGUUGCAUUGACUUUGCUGUUACAGUUAUUAAAGAAAAUGUUACUA
Molecule: messenger RNA, 2185 nt
Organism: Scomber scombrus (Atlantic mackerel)
Lineage: Eukaryota; Metazoa; Chordata; Actinopteri; Scombriformes; Scombridae
Product: PTB domain-containing engulfment adapter protein 1
Exons: 13
Coding region: 259-1389 (376 amino acids)
Source: RefSeq, a predicted model, not a curated record